AUGUAUGCACUAGGGUUUCAGGUUUCAGGCAACAGCAUUCCGCCUGCUUCGCCGCUUGGAAAUGGCAUGCGACCUGCUCUAACUGUGAAACUGAUCGAGGCGGCUGGUCUCAUGGACAAUUUUCCCUGUCUGGUGAUCCGAGGGAUAUGCGAUUAUGCCGAUGCACAGAAAAACAAGGACUGGCAGCCUUAUGCGGCGGCGGUGGCGGCGGUGGCGGCGGCGUGCGCGAAGGAACUCCUCUACGUUAUAACAGACCAGGUCGUCCACACCCGAACAAUCGUCGAGAGUGUAAAUGAUGAUAACCCUCUUAUGGUGGAGGAUAACGACGAAAAGACUGGCGAAACAGACGCUUCUACCAGGGCCACGAGUGUGGAGUCUGAGAUUGAUACCAUACACCCCCAAAGCUCCCGCCCAGGGAAACAGCCAAAGACACACGGUUGCUUGAGUCCUAGUACCACUGGACCUACUACCGAACCUACUACCUCUUCCUUCGAUCGCCCCAUCUCUCCCAGUAUCGCACUAUCCCAUGAUCGAAUUGAGCAGGCUAUUCGUGGAGAUGAUCGCGGAAUAGCAGCGACCGUCUAUUCCCCUCACGCCAUCACCGUCCUCCUAUCACUUGCUGGGCGGCCUCAGGAUCAAGGAGCUUUAACAUUGGAUGAAGAGGAGUGGGAGAUCGUAAGGAUCGUUGAUAAGAGACGGACGAGAAGGGGCGAUAAGUACAAGGUGUGCUGGAAGGAAACAUGGCUACUCGAAAGCGAGUUAGGAAAUGCGCAGGAACUGCUGCGGAAGUUUGAGGCGAAACACCAGGCGCAGCGAGGAGGCAAACGGGGAAGACCGGCACGUGCAGAUAAGGGUCGGCGAUCGCUGAUUGCGGGUUUUCGGGUUUCAGGGACUGCUAAAGUAAUGAGGUAUGAGGACAUUGUGGAGGCUGAAAAGAGGCGAGAUGCUAAGGCUAAGGCCGUUCCCAGCCUAGAGCAACAAAAGAGAAUGCCAGAAAGGAACAGAGGUCAACCUCUUAGUCAAGAGAAAGAGGUGACGGAGUUUGAGAUCCAUAAAUUGGGACUGGAUAGCUACUGUUCUGUACUGCAAGGACUGGGGACGUGUUACUGA
Molecule: messenger RNA, 1110 nt
Organism: Letharia columbiana
Lineage: Eukaryota; Fungi; Ascomycota; Lecanoromycetes; Lecanorales; Parmeliaceae
Exons: 2
Coding region: 1-1110 (369 amino acids)
Biological process (GO): nucleoside metabolic process
Molecular function (GO): catalytic activity
Source: RefSeq, a predicted model, not a curated record